AUGUUCGCUCCAGUGAUAACCUCACCUCCCCUGGUGUCAUUACCUGAGGACAGGAGCAAAAAUAAAGAUUUCCGAAAAGACUAUCCGGAUUACACUGACAUCCGCCACCUGGUGGCCAUCAGCUGUUACAAGGAACCAGUAGAACUGAUUGCAAGAAGCGUUCAGACUUUAGCAGACCAGACCGAAGCCGGGCGCAUCUCCAUGGUGAUUUCCUUUGAAGAGAAGACACCGGAAGUGCAAACAAAAUGCGAUAAACUUCGUGAGAUUUUUAAGAAUGCUGGUUUCGAGCGUCUAAUUUUCACCAUUCACCCGUUUGGUCUUCCAAAUGAGAUCCCAGGAAAGUGUUCCAAUGCCAAUCACGGCCUCCGUCAGGCGACGCAGGUAAUGCAAAAGGAGCUUGGGGCAUACUUCGAUGCUGAAAAGAUUAUCGUCACCACUUGUGACGCCGACUCAUACUUCCACCCUAGCUACAUCGCAGCUCUGACUUCCAAGUUCAUGAAAGAGAAGACCCCUCAUAGAGUCAUAUUCCAGGCACCCUUGCUCUACAACUGGGGUUUGGAUGGAAGCAGCUUUGUCACCCGUGUCACCGGUCUUCUCCGUACCACUCUAAUGAUGGGGGCUCUCAUCCCAUUCAACAUCAAUUCCAUGAGCAUUUUCUCCUUUUCCCUGCGGCUGUGUAUUGAUGGAAACUUUGUUCACCCCGCCUACCAUAUGGAUGAUAUUAUCUGCUUGAUCCGAUGGAUGGGCGUAACUCGUCGCCGCCUCCGUAUUCCGAUGAUUCCGAUCCCUGUCAUCAGCGGACCCACAUCCGGUGAGACCGUGGAGCUAGAAGUGGCUGAGUGGGCGCGUCAAGCCAGAAGAUGGACCAUUGGUGCAGCUGAAGUCUUCCACUACUACGUGAUUAAAGCUGGUCGCAUGCCUUUCUGGCCUGCUUUCUCCUGGGGUCUUUGUUUCCUUUCUUACUAUGGCAUCUUGCUUUGCUCAGGAGGGUUGUACAGUAUCUCUGCCGGUUUGUCCAUGGCGUUCCUGGUGAAAGACGCACCGUUCUACAUUAACUACGUGAUGUACGGUUUGGCUGGGCUUCAGCAACUCGCUUUUCUUGGGGUCUUCAUGAUGGACGUUUUCGGACCAAGAUUGAUGAAGGUCAAAGAGCAUAUCAGUUUCGUUCGCAACUUUCUCCAUUUUCUCCUCACCCCGCUGGUGCUACUAGGGUACUCCUUGGUGGAGUUCUACGCCCUGCACGAGGUUGCUAUCAGAGGAAAAGAAGUCUGCAAACAUGGCGCCUCAAAGAAAAGUGCACUGGGAGUUGUUUAA
This is a messenger RNA of Lingula anatina, 1314 nucleotides long. RefSeq lists its product as uncharacterized. NCBI's taxonomy places the organism in Eukaryota, Metazoa, Brachiopoda, Lingulata, Lingulida, Lingulidae. The record is from RefSeq and is a predicted model, not a curated record.